AUGGUCCUCCAAGACCUCGGCCGGCGCAUCAAUGCGGCCGUCACAGACCUCACGCGGUCCCCUAACCUGGAUGAAAAGCAAUUCGACUCCAUGCUCAAAGAGAUCUCCAACGCCCUCGUCGAAGCCGACGUAAACAUCAAACUAGUCGCCACGCUCCGCACCUCAAUAAAGCGAACCGUAAACUUCAAAGACCUCCCCCCGAGCACCAACAAGAAGCGGCUGAUCCAAAAAGCCGUCUAUGACGAGCUCGUCAAGCUCGUCGACCCGCACGCUGAGCCCUUCAAGCCGCGCAAGGGCAAGCCCAACGUCAUCAUGUUCGUCGGCCUGCAGGGCAGCGGCAAAACAACAUCCUGCACGAAGCUGGCGCGCUGGUACCAGGCGCGGGGCUUCAAGGCGUGCUUAGUGUGCGCCGACACGUUCCGCGCAGGCGCCUUCGACCAGCUGAAACAGAAUGCCACGAAGGCGAAGAUACCGUACUACGGCAGCCUAACGCAGACGGACCCCGUAAUCGUGGCGCGGGAAGGCGUAGAAAAGUUCAAAAAAGAGCGCUUUGACCUCAUCAUCGUCGACACCUCAGGUCGGCACCAGCAAGAGAAAGAACUCUUCGCCGAAAUGUCACAGAUCCAGGCCGCCGUGACACCGGAUCAAACGAUUAUGGUGCUCGACGCGACGAUCGGACAGGCCGCGGAGGCCCAAUCUCGCGCCUUCAAAGACACAGCCGACUUCGGCGCCAUCAUCAUCACGAAGACGGAUGGCGCAGCCGCAGGAGGCGGCGCGAUCUCGGCUGUCGCAGCGACGCACACGCCGAUCGUGUUUAUCGGCACUGGUGAGCACCUUCUCGAUCUCGACCGCUUCGACCCGCGCGCCUUUGUCUCGAAGCUGCUAGGUAUGGGCGACAUGGCGGGGCUAGUCGAGCACGUGCAGAGUCUGAAGCUCGACCAGAAGGACACGCUGAAGCACAUCGUGGAGGGCGUCUUCACGGUGCGCGAUCUGCGGGACCAGCUCUCCAAUGUUAUGAAAAUGGGGCCGUUGUCCAAGAUGGCGGGGAUGAUUCCGGGGCUUGGCGCUAUGAUGGGGAAUAUGGACGACGAGGAGGGCAGCCUCAAACUGCGGAGGAUGAUCUAUAUUUGCGACAGCAUGACGCUCAAGGAGCUUGACUCGGACGGUCGCAUUUUUGUCGAGCAGCCUGCCCGCAUGACGCGUGUGGCGUACGGCAGCGGCACCUCCGUCCGCGAGGUCGAGGAGCUGCUCACGCAGCACAAGAUGAUGGCGGGUGUGGCCAAGAAGAUGAAGGGCGGCAUGGCGAACAUGCAGCGCGCGCAGGCGGCCAUGGGGGGUGGAAACAAGGCGCAGCAGAUGGCAGCCGCGCAGAAGAGGUUGCAGAGUAUGGGCGGUGCGGGCGCGGCGGGUGGGCCGGGAGGCAUGGACAUGGCGAAGAUCAUGCAGAUGAUGGGAGGCGGCGGAGGUGGUGGUGGGAUGCCGAAUCUGGGGGGAAUGGAUAUGGCGAGUAUGAUGAAGAUGAUGGGGGGUAUGGGCGGAAUGGGCGGUGCUGGAGCGGGACGAGGGAGAAGGUGA
Coniosporium apollinis CBS 100218 is the source of this 1575-nucleotide messenger RNA. Its product is annotated as signal recognition particle protein. NCBI's taxonomy places the organism in Eukaryota, Fungi, Ascomycota, Dothideomycetes. The coding region runs from base 1 to 1575 and encodes 524 amino acids. The record is from RefSeq and is a predicted model, not a curated record. Gene Ontology annotation, molecular function: ATP hydrolysis activity; 7S RNA binding; GTPase activity. The transcript has 2 exons. Gene Ontology annotation, cellular component: cytosol; signal recognition particle, endoplasmic reticulum targeting. Gene Ontology annotation, biological process: SRP-dependent cotranslational protein targeting to membrane, translocation; SRP-dependent cotranslational protein targeting to membrane.